UCAACCUUUCGCCUUUGGCUAGUGGAGGUUAGCAUCAAUGCGGCGUCGUUGUAAUUCUACAUCCUCUCCAACUCUGUAAAACCCUAAUCGAGCAAUCACGAGCCAAAACCCUCGACGAAGAAGGAGAAGCAGACAUGGGGAAAGUCCCACCUUCAUUACGUUCAGCUAUUUCAACAUCACUAGUAAAAAAGCCUGCUCCAAUCCCCUCAGAAUUCUCAUCUCCUUCCGAUAAAACCCAUUACUUUCCCAAGAAAAAACCUUCUCAACUUUCCAAGAAAAUCCAAGUUCCAGCCUCUCCGACAACCCAGCAACGAAAGCCUCUUUUCAAGUCUCCAGAACUCAAUGAAGCCAAGAAACUUUUUAGUUCCUUUAUUUCCACCACUCAAACUCCUCUCAACAACCGCAUCCACAAUUCUUUCCUCCAAUCCUAUGCUUCAAUCUCCACCGUUGAUAACUCCAUUGCUCUCCUCCACCACAUGACCAAAACUCUUCCUUCUUUUACACCUGAUCGAUCCACUUACCAUAUUUUAGUGUCCCAGUCCUGCAAAACACCUGAUGCUUCUCUCUCCUCUGUUCACCAGACUCUCAAUCUAAUGGUCAAUAAUGGGUUUAACCCCAAUCGAGUAACCGUUGAUAUUGCUGUGCGAUCUUUAUGUUCCGUUGGCAAAGAGGAUGAUGCUAUUGAAUUGGUAAAGGAAUUAUCUUUAAAGCAUUCAAAGCCCGAUACUUUCACUUAUAAUUUUCUUGUCAAGUGUUUGUGUAAGUGCAAGGCACUGACUACUGUUUAUAGAUUUAUUGACGAACUGAGAAGUGCUUUUGAUAUCAAACCUGAUCUUGUUACUUAUACUAUAUUGAUUGAUAAUGUUUGCAAUUCUAAGAAUCUUCGUGAAGCUACAAGAUUGGUUAGUGUAUUAAAAGAAUGUGGAUUUAAGCCUGAUUGCUUUGUUUAUAAUACAAUUAUGAAGGGUUAUUGUAUGUUAAGUAAAGGGAGUGAGGCUAUUGAGGUUUAUAAGAAAAUGAAAGAGGAAGGAGUGGAGCCUGAUCUUGUUACUUAUAAUACAAUGAUUUUUGGGUUAUCGAAAUCUGGGAGAGUGAGUGAAGCUAAGAAGUAUUUGAAAAUUAUGGUGGAAUCGGGUCAUUUUCCUGAUGCAGUUACUUACACGUCAUUGAUGAAUGGAUUGUGUAGAAAAGGGGAUGCGUUGGGUGCAUUGGCAUUGCUAGAGGAGAUGGAAAUGAAAGGGUGUAGUCCAAAUUCGUGCACAUAUAAUACUUUGCUUCAUGGGUUGUGCAAGGGAAGAUUGUUGGAGAAAGGCGUUGAAUUGUAUCAGCUGAUGAAAGAAGGUGAUAUGAAGCUCGAAACAGCUUCUUAUGCAACGUUUGUUAGGGCACUUUGUAGGGAGGGUAAGGUUGCAGAGGCUUAUGAGGUUUUUGAUUAUGCAGUAGAGAGUAAGAGUCUAACUGAUGUUGCUGCUUACACAACAUUGGAAAGUACACUUAAGUGGCUGAAGAAAGCCAGAGAGCAAGGGCUUGCUGUUUAACUGUUCUACUGGGGCUAAAGAUGAUGGAAGUUAUUAUAUAAGUGAUGUAUAUAGUACUCCUUGAAGCUUCCUUGGCAUUUAAAGUUGUGCUUGAUGUGGAGAGAGAUUUUGGCUGCCAUUCAUGGAAGAUCUGUAGAAGCUGCAAAAGUGAAUUUGGAAAUUUGUCUUUGAAAAGACCUGUACUGCAGAGUUGGAGUUACCUGCAUUACUGAGCAUCACAUUGACAUCAUUGGUUUCUCCUAUUUAUUGUUGAUUAGUCUAUAUGAAAUGACAGGUUGCAUCAUCCAGUUUUGUUAGAAUUACAUUCACAUUUUAUUCGGAAUGCAAUUCUUGUUCUCAUAUUAUUGGGAAAAUAAAGAAAUAAAAAUGUGAUAAAGCAAUAGUAAACAAUGGCAUGGAGAAUUGAUGCCAAGAAGAUGUUUGAACAUGUAUUUAAGUACAUUCAAAAAACAGUUGUAAUGUUUCAACUAGUAUUCCUUUUUCAUUA
Molecule: messenger RNA, 2025 nt
Organism: Jatropha curcas
Lineage: Eukaryota; Viridiplantae; Streptophyta; Magnoliopsida; Malpighiales; Euphorbiaceae
Product: Tetratricopeptide repeat (TPR)-like superfamily protein
Biological process (GO): mitochondria-nucleus signaling pathway; chloroplast-nucleus signaling pathway
Cellular component (GO): chloroplast
Molecular function (GO): protein binding
Source: RefSeq, a predicted model, not a curated record